Messenger RNA from Symbiodinium pilosum, 1881 nucleotides. Lineage: Eukaryota; Dinophyceae; Suessiales; Symbiodiniaceae. The record is from the annotation of a GenBank genome assembly.
AUGACAUCUACUCCAAGAUCGGCGCGGUCGACGCUGCCUUUCUUGCCCGGCUACACGGCUCACGACCUUAGAUUCAACAGCCGGAAGCCACAGACCCUCUCUUGGGGUCCUGGUGGGUCGACAGAUGCCUUCCACAAGUUGAAGCAGAAGGUUCACAAGGUUCCCACACUAAAUCUGGCAAUUGUUGAGAAGCUCCGCGAUCCAUUCCAUCGCUAUGAUAUGUCUUACAGGUCACCGACGCAUGACGAGAAAUCUUUCAUGAGGGAGUCUGCUCGCAACACAUAUCGGCCGGCCAUCCCGCCAGCCUGGUUGCAGCAUGACCGGCAAGUUCUGAAGUUCAGUGCCUACUCUCAGGAGCCGGUCUAUGAAAGCCCAAAGGAAGCCUUCCGCAUUCGAUGCUGCAACGUUUAUUUCUAUUUAGAAGACGGGACAAUGAUGGUGUCGGAGCCGAAGGUGGAGAACUCGGGCAUGUCUCAAGGCACCUGGAUAAAACGGCACCGUCUGCCCAAACCCGAAUGCAUGGGUGGGGGUCUCUACACAUGUGAUGACCUGAGGGUGGGAUGCACCAUUAGCAUCUACUCUCAGCUUUUUCGUCUCGUGGCGUGUGAUCAGUUCACUAGAGACUUUUAUCAGCAUGCGCUCGGCGUAGAGAUGGAGGCUGAUGAGGAUGCUCCACUCGACUCGUUCCGGGCAUCUGAGAUAGAGGAUAAUGCGCCGGAGACGAAGGCUCUCAUUGCUGCGAGAAGUGCGCGCCUUGCUGAGAGCAAGGAGUAUCAUCAUCUUUCUGCCGGCGGCAACCGCAAGAAUGCAAAGCUGGAGCAGUAUUUGGAGAACGACCGGAAGGUGUUGCGAUUCAAUUGCUAUUGGAACGACCACACCAAGUACGGCACUCGCCAGUACUACACCUUGCACUACUAUCUAGCAGAUGACACCGCUGAAAUAUUGGAGAACAUGUCCAGGAACUCUGGCCGGGAUCCAUAUCCAACGUUUUGGAGGCGGUCACCCUUGCGCAAGAGCCCUAAUAUCAGCGCGAUACCGGGAAUGGACGUCGAAUCGGUCGUGUACAAACCGGAGGACUUGCUGAUUGGCGAGUGUGUUCAAGUGCUUGGACGCGACGUUUUUCUCUACGACUGUGACUCCUUCACGCGGGACUUCUAUCGCCAGUUCAUGAAUUUGGAACAGGACUCCAUUCCGAUCGAAAACCCCCAGCUGGUACACACCAAGCUGCGAUUUCCACCUCACAUCGGCUUCGGUUCUGAGGAGGACUCACUGGCCAGCUGUUUGAGACUGCGACCACGGCCCCCGCAGCGGGACAUGAAGAAGCUGAUAGCAGACGCUGAGAAGGUGAUGCGCUUCGAAGCCGUCCUCGUGAAUAGUAUUCCACAAGAUCAGAAGAGGAGGUUUGUCGUUGCCGUAUUCUUGGCUGAUACCAGCAUUGGAGUGUGGGAGUUCAAGAAUCGAAACUCUGGUCAUACAGAGGGAAAGUUUGCAAACAAAGCACGGAGGAAAAACCCGAUGACCAGAAUGUGGUUCCGCCAAUCAGAUUUUUUUGUGGGAGCGACAAUCGAAGUAAAUGCCAGCCCAUUUCGGCUGAUCUGGGCUGAUGAUGCUGCCUUCAACUACAUGGAAGAGCAUGCUGACGAAUUUCCACGUUCAAACGUUGACGUCAUCCUCUCCAAGAUCGCGCCUUUUGCAGAAGAUCUGCGAAAGGUCCCUGGCAUCAUGGAGUGGAAAGAUUUGCAAGCGCUUGCAAAGGAGAUGGAUCUGCACCUCGUGGAUCAGGAGGUAAUUGCUUUGGCAAGAGCUUUUGGCACCUAUCAAGGCCAUCCUAAGUGCCGGGCAACUAUUGAUGUUUCCAGGGUGGUCUCGGCAUUGCAGUGA